Molecule: messenger RNA, 1464 nt
Organism: Tuber melanosporum (Perigord truffle)
Lineage: Eukaryota; Fungi; Ascomycota; Pezizomycetes; Pezizales; Tuberaceae
Exons: 4
Coding region: 1-1464 (487 amino acids)
Biological process (GO): cholesterol biosynthetic process; brassinosteroid biosynthetic process
Cellular component (GO): endoplasmic reticulum membrane
Molecular function (GO): 7-dehydrocholesterol reductase activity
Source: RefSeq, a predicted model, not a curated record
AUGUCCACGACAAUCACCGAGGCAUUGACAGGGAAGGUCCCAUUCGAUGUUCCGUACACCCUGCUCUCGGGCAGGCACUGGACAACAGCACAAGCACACAAACCACCCUCAAACAAGUUCGUCCAGCCACCGCCCACGGCGAAACACGUCAAUCCCGCAUGGGGCCGAUUUUCCGGAAAUGAGUGGGUUACGGUGAUGGGCUGUAGCGCCAUUGUGCUUUUCUGCCCACUGCUAGCCCUCCUCGCGUGCGUUUGUCUGAAGCAUUUCGAUGGUGGUUUGUUACCGACGCUGUGGGCCUUCAUGACGACGCACCCGGUGGAAUUCAUUGUUAGGUAUGCCCCCCGGCCUACGGCUGGUGCCUCGGCAGCCUAUGCGGGCUGGUUGUUAUUCCAGGCGGCGCUGUAUGCAUGGUUGCCCAGUCCCAUCGGGUACGGACAACGUACGCCCGCCGGACAUCUUCUGCCGUAUCGUGUGAACGGUAUUCACGCCUGGGUCGUUACGCAUGUGGUCUCUGUGGUUGCGGUUUACACUGGCAUGUUGGAUCCAGCGGUAAUCGCCAAGAAUUGGGAAGGGUUGUUGGUCGUGGCGAAUGUUUACGGCUAUCUUCUUGCCGUGGUGGCUUAUUUGAAAGCGCACCUGUUCCCGACCCAUGAGGCGGACAGAAAAUUCAGUGGUUCCAUGGUUUAUGACUUUUACAUGGGGAUCGAGUUAAACCCAAGGUUCGGUGAAUGGUGGGAUUUCAAAUUAUUCCACAAUGGGCGACCGGGGAUCGUUGCCUGGACCCUGAUCAACCUCUCAUUCGCCGCUUGGCAGUUCCAAUUGCACGGAUACAUUUCCAACUCUAUGAUUAUUGUCAACAUCCUUCAUGCAUUUUAUGUCGUGGACUUUUUCAUCAACGAGGAUUGGUAUCUGCGCACCAUUGAUAUCUGUCAUGAUCAUUACGGAUUUUACCUCGCGUGGGGGAGUAUGGUCUGGUUGCCCGGAACGUACACUUUGCAAGCGCAGUAUCUGGCACGAUACCCGGUUGACCUGUCGACGCCGGUCGCGGCCGCGAUACUCUUGAUCGGCAUCUCGGGGUACGUCGUUUUCCGCAGCGUGAAUUAUCAAAAGGAUAUUGUCCGGAGAACCAACGGGGAGUGUAAUAUAUGGGGCAAGAAGGCGGAGGUGAUACGCACGACCUACAAAACUGAGGACGGAAAAAUGCACGAAUCAUUACUCCUUUGCUCGGGAUGGUGGGGAAUCGUUCGUCACGCGAACUACCUGGGGGAUUUGGUGCUUUCGUACAGCGGAUGCGCGGUGUGCGGGGUGCAUAAUAUCCUGCCCUGGUGGUACGCAGUUUUCAUGACGGCCUUGCUGCUCCAACGGUGCGUGAGAGAUCACUCGCGGUGCUUGGGGAAAUAUGGGGAAGAUUGGGAAAGGUAUUGCGGAAGGGUGAAAUGGAAGUUGAUUCCGGGCGUUUAUUAG